Aspergillus campestris IBT 28561 is the source of this 1160-nucleotide messenger RNA. RefSeq names its product fungal specific transcription factor domain-containing protein. Lineage: Eukaryota; Fungi; Ascomycota; Eurotiomycetes; Eurotiales; Aspergillaceae. Gene Ontology annotation, molecular function: transcription cis-regulatory region binding; DNA-binding transcription factor activity. Gene Ontology annotation, cellular component: nucleus. Gene Ontology annotation, biological process: positive regulation of transcription by RNA polymerase II. The record is from RefSeq and is a predicted model, not a curated record. The transcript has a single exon. The coding region runs from base 9 to 1013 and encodes 334 amino acids.
CGUACAGAAUGGUCGGGCUACGGCACAAGGCAGCCGCGCUGAAGGGUCUACGGCAGCGGCUCGCGACAGCGUCUACAGCAAGCUGGGCUACGGAUCCGGAAUUACUCGCUGUCAUGGUGAUGCUAUGUCUGUAUGAAAUCGUGGACGACUGUUCCCAACAGUGGACGGUUCACCUAAAAGGCGCCAAGGAUUUCAUUCGCCUGCGGCGACGGCAGCAGCAAAAGACCUUGACGAAGACGCCUGAUGCCCAAGACUCCGUGUCUACCUUUGCGGAGCUCUUCUUCGCCUUCCAGGACGUCAUGGGCCGGACUGCGUGCGGGGAGGAAGUCCUCUUCGGAAGUGACUACUGGGCGGAGAGCGAGCGCACAAUCGACCUGUGGAUGGGGUGCAGUCCCGAACUAGCAUCCAUCUUAUCCUACAUAACAGAGCUCAGUCGUACACGACGACACCUAGACUCUGAUUCAGCACGCGCGCAAUUUUCCCUCCGAGCCGCCUCCCUGGGAACCAAACUAGAAACCCUAGUCCAGGAGGUCCCGAACGGCGAAGACCAUACCCUCCAGUCCGCCGCGGAGAUGAAACGCCUCGCAGCAGUCCUGUACCUACACUGCGCGCUCUGCGGUGCAUCACCGACUACGCCACUAGUCGCCAGCUACGUUCGCCGCAUCCUGAGACUCGUCUUCGACCUUCUCGACUCCGGAUCGUUCGUCAGCAUUACCUGGCCUGUUUUCGUCGCUGCCGUGGAGCUGGACCCCGCGCAGGACGAACUCUGGCCCGAAACUCCCCAUCAUGCCGCUGCGUACGGGCGUCCGCUCGUACUGCGUGCUUUGGCGGCUAUGGCGGAGUCCAGUGUGUCUAAUGUAGCACGCACUCGCGCCGUAGUUGCUAAGGUGUGGCAGGCUCGCGAUGGGGAUAUGACCAAGGGCCCUCCACUGGAUGCGUCGGGGGUGAGUGCGAACUGUAAUGAUUGGGAGUGGUAUGUGGCGCCGAUUAGCACGGCGAUGAGUUUGGCAUGAUCAUUUAUGGGAGAGCGUUUGAUUCUGGUUCACAGCCAUCAUAUUGGUUUUAUUGGUUACUGUUUCGGGAGUUAUGGAAUUGGGUUCAGCGUGUGUUUUACAUGAUUUCUAAUAUAGUGUCUUUGAGAGACCAGACUUUAAUGCCCA